Molecule: messenger RNA, 744 nt
Organism: Cynara cardunculus var. scolymus (artichoke)
Lineage: Eukaryota; Viridiplantae; Streptophyta; Magnoliopsida; Asterales; Asteraceae
Product: 40S ribosomal protein S24-1-like
Exons: 6
Coding region: 60-470 (136 amino acids)
Biological process (GO): translation
Cellular component (GO): ribosome
Molecular function (GO): structural constituent of ribosome
Source: RefSeq, a predicted model, not a curated record
CUCAAGAGGAAAGAGAGCGCAACCGCCGUUGUCCAUCGGAGCAGCUGAUCUCAGUGAAAAUGGCUGACACCAAGGCAGUGACAAUUCGCACGAGGAAGUUCAUGACAAACAGGCUUCUUUCGAGGAAACAAUUUGUCGUUGAUGUGCUACAUCCAGGCAGGCCCAAUGUUUCCAAGGCUGAAUUGAAGGAGAAAUUAGGUAGGAUCUAUGAUGUGAAAGAUCCAAGUUCCAUCUUUGUAUUCAAGUUCAGAACUCAUUUUGGUGGUGGUAAAUCAACUGGGUUUGGUUUGAUAUACGAUUCCGUUGAGAAUGCGAAGAAGUAUGAGCCAAAAUACAGGCUUAUCAGGAAUGGACUUGAUACCAAGGUUGAGAAGUCAAGGAAGCAGAUGAAGGAAAGGAAAAACAGAUCAAAGAAGAUCCGUGGUGUAAAAAAGACCAAGGCAGGGGAUGCUGCCAAGAAGAAGAAGUGAGCUAUGAAAGUGACACUAGUUUUAUUUUAUAUGUGGGUUGUUUUGGUGCAACUUCUUUUUGUUCUUAUAACUCUGGAAACCUCCAUUUUGAGAUGAAACAGGAUCAGGGUUUUUGUUUUAGAAAUUUUAAACUAGAAGAAUGAGUAUUGGUUGGUAGUUUUAUGUUGAUGUUUUUUGAUGUUUUCAAGUUAUGGUAGUUGAAGAUGUUCAUUGUCUCCUGCUCAGAGCAUCUCCAACAGAUUCUUUGAAAUAGAGAAAAUGGAGUUUUUGUUCC